AUGAGUAGUGACGGAACAAAUAACGAUGUCGACAUUCAAGUUCCAGAAUCUAAAAAAUCCGAAUUUAGUGGUUUUUUAAAAACCCUUUCUACUUUUACCGGCGACAUAUAUAGUCUAACGUGUCCUAGUUUUCUUUUAUCAGGCACUUCAACACUUGAAUACGGGCAAUAUUGGGCAGACUAUCCAGAGUAUUUUGCCGCUAUUUCUGAACCAACCAAAGAAGUCGAAAGAGCUGUUGCCGUGUUAAAAUGGUUCAUAAGUACUUUAUAUGGUUCAUUUGCAUCAAGAAAAGAUAAAGAUAAAAUUGAAAAAAAGCCGUUCAAUCCUAUCCUCGGUGAACAAUUCUUAGCAAGGUGGGAUGAUAGAAAUGGAUGUGGUGAGACCAUAUUAUUUUCCGAACAAGUGAGUCAUCAUCCACCGAUCUCAGCGGUUUAUCUUGAAAAUAAAAAGGCGGGUGUUUCUGCUAUUGGACACACCGGGCAAAAAAGUCAAUUCAGAGCAACUGCAGCUCGAAUUGAUGUCACACAAGUUGGUCAUAUAAUAAUUCAUUUACGAGAUCAUCCAGAAAAAUAUUUGAUCACUUUGCCAUCUUUACAAAUUCUUGGAUUAUGGAAAGGAGCUCCUUAUGUAGAAUUGAGUGGGCAUAGCGUGAUUCAAUCCAAGAAUUUUAAUAUAGUCAUUGAAUUUAGCGGAAAGGGAUGGCUUUCAGGAGAAAAACAUACUUUUAAUGGAGUGAUACGAAAGAACGGUUCAAAGGAACCACUUUAUACCGCUUUUGGUAAUUGGUCAGGGAAAUCUACUUUAGAAAAUCAUUUAACUCAAGAAAAGACAAUUUUCUUAGAUAUAGAAGGUACUAAAAGGGCAAAUCCUAUAAUUGCAUCAGAAGAUGAUCAAAAUCCUUUGGAAAGUAGAAAGUUAUGGAAACAUGUUGCAAAAGCUAUUAACGAGGGGGAUUUUUCUACGGCUUCCAGGUUAAAAGGUGAGAUUGAACAGCGUCAACGCGAUAAAGUUAAACGUGGAGAAAACACUUCUCUUCAAUACUUCAACUGGAUAGAAACUGAUCAAGUAUUUUUAAGUCUUAACGAAUUAAUUAAUAGUAAAUAUCAAGUAGAUGAUAAAUAUAAGGAGACGGGUAGCUGGUCCAACUUUUUUUCGAAAGUUGAUUUCAAAAAGAUGGAGCGUAAACGUACACGUCCCGCAAAUGUAUUUGGAGACGACGAUGAACCAUCUUCUCAGGAGCCCGAGAAUAAAAAAAUUAGAAGCUCUGGAACUGGAGUUCCCAGCUAUCGUCCGACCCCUUCCGAUUCUUCUUUACAAAAUGCGGCACCUCGUCCCGAUCAGAUCAAAGCCAUGAUUGCUCAAAAGAAAGCACAACUAGAAGCUAUGGCUGCUUCGUUGAGACCAUCUCAACCUAGACCACCAUCAAUAUCCGUUAAUUCAGCAGUUUUACCUAGUAGUACAUCCACUAGUAUUACUACCUCAGCUUCGAAUUCAUCACAAAAUAAUUUUAUGUCUUCAGGAAUUGAUCCUGACCUUCAACGUAAAAUUCUAGAAGCAAAGGAAAGAGUUAAAGUUAAUUUAGCAAAAGCAAAUCCUUAUCUGCCUUCAACUAGUUCUUUAGCAAAGGCGGCCGAUGAUUCAUCAAAAGCAAAAGGAGGUUUAAAAGUAGAGGCACAUCCCGCGCUAUUAUUAGAUCAAAGUGGCAAAUUAGAUUUAAAGAGAGUUGCAGCAUUAAUUCCAAAGCCAAAUUUUGCUACUGUGAAGGCGAAUCAAAGGGCCUCACCUGCUACUUUAAAACAAGAAACCAAAGUACUAUCAACUCCAUCUGAAGAAUUAAAUGAUAUGUCUCAAAAUCCUUAUUUUGAUCCGAGAGCUGGUUUCGUCGCUCCCCAACGUCGUGGCCGUAAAAAAUUUAAAUUUAUUCAAAGAGGAAAAUAUGAAUCCAUGGGAACACAAAUGCGAGCUCAAGCUAAGUUGGAAAAAUUGAAAGAGGAAAUUGCUCAAAGUGUGAAAAAGGCUGGUAUGGAAGCAGAAUUGGAUUCAUCUGAUAAGGCAAUCAAGAAAGAACCCCCACCUGCUUUAGAAUGGUGGGAUGCUCAUCUAUUACCGAAUAAAACUUAUAAUGAUAUUGAUGCUGGUUUGGUCAAAAUUGACGACGAAGAUUCUCUCAUUUCUUGGUUUGUUCAGCAUCCGAUUCCAAUUGAACCUCCAGGAGAUAAAGGUCCACCACCACCAAAACCUUUAAUGUUGACAAAGAAGGAACAAAAGAAGUUGCGUAAACAACGUCGUCUGGAAUUACAAAAAGAGAAGCAAGACAAGAUUCGUUUGGGCUUAUUACCACCAGAUCAACCUAAAGUAAAAAUGAGUAAUUUGAUGAGAGUUCUUACGAAUGAAGCUAUUCAGGACCCAACAAAAGCUGAAGCUCAAGUUCGUAAGGAAAUGCAAAAGCGGCAAGAAACUCAUUUGAAGACUAAUGAAGAACGCAAAUUGACUGAAGAACAGAGGAAAGAAAAGAGACAAAAAAAAUUGGAAGAAGAUGCCAAGAAAGGCACGGUAGUUUGCGUUUUCAAAGUGAACGAUCUUUCACAUCCUAAAAUGAAAUUUAAAGUUGAUACGAAUGCGCAACAACUUGGUCUUACAGGAACAGUUAUUAUUAAUCCCAACUUUAGUGUAAUAAUGGUUGAAGGAGGGCCAAAGGGAAUUAAAUAUUAUAAAAGAUUGAUGUUAAGGCGUAUUGAUUGGUCUGAUACUACAAGAUUAGGAGAUGGCAGCGGAACUGGCGUUAGUGGAGGAGGCAAUGAGCAAGGUGAAGAUGAGCAAAUGAUGGAACCUCCUAAAGAAAACAAAUGUGUAUUAAUUUGGCAAGGAGAAGUUAAGGAUCGUGGGUUUAAGGGAUUUUGGUUCAAAACUUGUCCAACAGAAAAAACAGCCAAGGAUUAUUUGAAAAAACAUAAAGCCGAACAUUAUUGGGACUUGGCUAGUAAAUACGUUGACGAUGGUCUUGAAUUACCUGUGUUGUGA
Molecule: messenger RNA, 3021 nt
Organism: Funneliformis mosseae
Lineage: Eukaryota; Fungi; Glomeromycota; Glomeromycetes; Glomerales; Glomeraceae
Source: the annotation of a GenBank genome assembly